AUGGAAAAUCUUCUCAAUCACCAAUGGUUUGCAUGUGGAUUCAAUAAUUAUCAUCAAAUUGAUGACUACUCUCCAAGAACCUUUCACAAUACAGCCUCAACUUCUCAAUUCCGACAGGACCAUUUCUCGUUUCGAAAAGUUUGUUUCGAACCGUUUUCACACUCUUCUCAUUCAGAUUCUUUUGAAUUGAAUCACUCAUUGAGUGAAGAUCACAACACGACAAGAAAUGGACAACAAGUGUCAUCAUUGCUCUCAUUGGCGACUCAAGAUCGACAGGAUCGAAUUCAAUUAUUUUAUGGAGAAUUUAUUGAGACAGUUUGUGGUGGAAGUUUUCACACAGUGAUCAAAACAAAUUUUCAUCGAGUUUUUAUUUUGGGAGCUCCUUGUUCGGAUUUUUCGGAACAAGAUUUUGCAAUACUCGAAGAAGAAGAAAAAGAAAUUGGAUAUGAUGCAAAUUUGAUGCCUUCAAGAGCACUCUUUGAAAAUUCCAAAAUUGGAGAUGUGUCAAAUGCCACCUUAUUACAAACCACCGAUGACACUCAUACAGAUACUUUUGAAAGAGGUAGUACUACCUUAUCAUCAACAGCCACUACUAUUACAUCUGCUUUCGAUCAAGCACGAGAUGACUCGGAAUUGAACGAUCCUUCUUCUUCUUCCGAAUCUUCAACUCCCAAUCACCUACUUUCCAAAAAACGAACUUUUUGUGAAAUUUCCAAACAUCCCUUACUUCGACAUUCCACCAUUUCACACAUUGCUUGUGGAAGAGAACAUACAAUUUUAGUUACCUUGUGUGGAAAUGUUUUUUCACUUGGAUCGAAUUCACAUGGACAAUGUGGAGUGAAAGGAAUGAAAACCUUACGAGGAGAAACAAGUAUAUUUUCAUUGCGAGUGAAACAAUUGACCAAAGUUGAUUUCUCACAUCUCUUUGAAAGAAACCAUCCUGAAGAUGAUCAUCCUCACCAUUUGAGAAAGAAUCUUACACAUUCUGCCGUACGCACAAAUCAUCAUUUGAAAUUUUCCAUGAUUGGUUGUGGACAACGAUUUACCAUUCUUGUGCAAGAAAAUGGUUUGGAAAUGAUUGUUUUUGGAGAUAAUACGUAUGGACAAUUAAUGUUAAAUUCUAAUCCAAAUUCCUCCAGUAAUAGUGACACGAGUCCAUCGAAUGCUUCCAUUUUCGUUCCACAAGUGGUGAAUUUUCGAGAAUUACUAAAUGCCACUCAUCACAACCAUCAUGACAACGCAUUUAGAACGAACAAUGAUUGUGGAGAAAAAAUUGUAAAAUUGGCAGUAGGAGGUUUUCACACCAUUAUUCUCACUUCACAUCAUCACAUUUAUGUUUCAGGAAGAAACUAUGAAGGUCAACUUGGAUUAGGACCAUCCUGCAACAAUUCUUAUGUUUCCUCUCUUUUACAUUUUCAAAAAUUGACCUAUUUCGAAGAGAGACACAUUCGAAUCGAAUCGAUCAGUUGUGGUGAAAAACAUUCUGUUUUUUUAGCAUCGAAUGGAAAUGUCUACGCUUGUGGAUCGAAUUAUAAGGGACAAACAGGAAUUCAUUACAAUUCUGUGGCGAGCACUGAAUGUUUAUUGAAAGUUUCUCAUUCAUUAAGUUCCUCUCCGGUCCUGCCCUCAAGAUUAGAAAAUUCAUCAGAAACAUUUUCAGCAUCUUCUCUCAAUCACUAUCAUCAAUAUAUUCAUGAACCUCAAUUAUUAUUAUUUUUUGUGGAGAAGGGAAUGAAAGUGAAGGCGGUGAGUUGUGGAGCAUUUCAUACGUGGUUUCAUGGUGAGAAUGGAGAGUCGUAUUCGUGUGGAAGUAAUGAGGAAGGUCAAUUGGGAAGUGGUUCACAGGUUCGAUGUCAAUUGAUUCCUGUGAAAUUUAAUGUGAAUCGAGUGCAGUGUCACAAGGACGAUAAUCACCUGAAGAGGAGAAUGAGUCUCAUGAUGAGGUCGACCACCAGUGAAGAUCACGACAUUAAUAGCAGCAGCAGUGAGGAUGAUGAAGAGAGCACCAAUCGUAUGAUGAAUCGAAUGGAAUUGGAAGAACCAAUUUCGAAAAAGAAGAGAAAAGAUAGAACUAGGGCUGUUGCUCAUCAUGACUCUUUUUCACAUUUUCAAAUUCUUUCCAGUUGCAAUAGUUAUUGCUCCUUCUUGAAUGCCUUCACGAGCAAUCCAAGAUUGGUACAUUUUUUCAAGUGCCUCAGACAGCAUGUGGUGACCAGUGAGUGCAACUGCUGUAUGAAGAGCACUGAUUCCGCAGCCUCAAUAAGUCAUGGGCGUUUCUGUGAGUGUGCCUUACUGCUGGACACCAUCCACAACAACAAAAUCCUGUCAUUGAGCGAUAUUAAUAUUAUUUCAGUAUCAUCCAGCAAUAACAAGCACUAA
This is a messenger RNA of Naegleria fowleri, 2379 nucleotides long. RefSeq lists its product as uncharacterized. Bases 1 to 2379 code for a protein of 792 amino acids. The transcript has a single exon. Lineage: Eukaryota; Heterolobosea; Eutetramitea; Acrasida; Naegleriidae. The record is from RefSeq and is a predicted model, not a curated record.